Molecule: messenger RNA, 3244 nt
Organism: Beta vulgaris subsp. vulgaris (sugar beet)
Lineage: Eukaryota; Viridiplantae; Streptophyta; Magnoliopsida; Caryophyllales; Amaranthaceae
Exons: 6
Coding region: 1861-2811 (316 amino acids)
Molecular function (GO): protein binding
Source: RefSeq, a predicted model, not a curated record
CUCGUUUGAAGCAGUAUAAGAACUUUGAGAGUGUUCCUUCUUCCUCUCACGAAGAGCUAGGAAAGGUAUGCAAACAAGUGAAGAAAGGCUAUGGCUUCUAUGAUUUUCAAUUUAAUACAAGACUUGUCAAGUCCACAAUCGUACAUUUUCAGGUAAUGUUUGUGCCUUCCUUUUUUUCCCUUGAUUCUUGGUGUUGCAGAAUAACACAAGUAGUUGUAAUGGAGAAAUUACCCAAAAUCUAUCCAGUCAGUCCAUUAUAGUAGUCGUCAGUAAUAUUCUCGUCCUAUUUAGUUUUAAUUCCAUCACUUGUCACCUUCCUAUCAAGAAAAAGGAAAAAAGUGGCAGAACGUUAACUGGCAUGAAUCUUAGUUCAUUGUCUAUGUUUCCUACGGAAGGGAAAGGCUCCUUUUCUGAAUUAUAAGUAUUGUAUUCUAAUACAAAUAUGUGGUAUGGUAAACAUCUAGUACUGACUUAGUUCAUUAGUUCAUAAUUUUCUAGGUCAUUUAAGAUAUGUUGAUCAGUAAUCCUUUGAUGGGGUCAGGUAUAACAUAGACAUAUUCCGUGCAACAUCCUGCAUCAAUCCAUGUUGAGGGCUUUCACAAAAUUUUCAUACAAUCAUAAUGAAGGUUUUCAGUUUGUACAUGUUAGAUAAUAAGAUAAGGUAAGUGUACUCAAUUUUCGAAAAAAGCCCCAAUUGUUUGCUUGAUGUUUGCUUUCUAUCUGAAGCGCAUUAGGUCCAGCUACCAUUUUCUUCUUAUAAAUUUAUGCACUUGCACUAGCAAACUUCAGGUUGAUGCUAGAAUGUAAUAACUGGCAUGCUGUUUAGUGGUUGAGAAAUCUAGUUAUUACAUUAAGCAAACAACCAAAUUCUGGUCUGACCGAACUGUUUUAUGUGGCACUAAUUAAGCAAUCUCAUCUUACAUAAUGAUUAUCUAUUUAUAUAUUGUUUGACCCAGUGGCAAUAUGCCAUGAAGUCCUAUUUACUUUGUCCUUUUUGUGCAGAUAAAUGAAGGUUUAACCAUAAAUACUCUUGCUUUGAUUAUAUAUACACAAAUUGUUCUAAAAUUAAAGGAUGAGUCCUGUAAGGUGCUAUCUUUAGUGAUUUCUGAUAGGUGGUAACAUGAUCUUUCCUACAUGUGUACAUAUGGCCCCUUGUCUGCUUAGCUAAAUACCCUUCUAGGUAUAUUCAUCAUUUUCUGCAUGUAAGUUAUUUUAUCUAGCAUCUAGUUCUGUGUCUUGGAAUUGUUGUUUGGUGGCUGUAAAUUGUGUAGGCCUCGCUAAAAGAGCUCCUGAACAUGUUCACUUACAGAAUAUUUGCAUCUUUUCUUAAUUUUAGAGUGUAAGCAAUAUAUCUCAUACAUAAUCCUUGUUGAUGAAGUAUAGGAGUGCUUCUAAAUGGAUUUGCUACUAGCUGACACUGCCACUUUGCCUUCUGAGAUUUCUUUUUAAUGUUCACUGUAUACUUGGAGUCAAUACUUGAUUGUUGACAAGUUCUAUAAUUGUAUGAGUCAGAGCAUCUUGAUCUAUUGAUCUUUAUUAACAAUGUAUGUAUUUUUAAUUUUAUUUUGUUUAGGCGGUUGCAACUUGCAGUCCAUGUAUUAAUUGCUGUCCGACAAUGUUGCAAAUUUAUCUGUUUAUACUAUCAGAUUCUACUGUACUUUUCUAUUUGCUUGGACUCGUUUGUGUUGAACUUUGCUCAAAAGCAAAACCAUGUUAGCGCUUCAAAGUGGUGUUGCAACUUUAUUGUUUUCAUUAGCAUUAUAUAUUUGCCUUAACCGCUCCGUGGCAUUAGAAUUUUAUCUGUCUGUAGCAGGAUGGAGUUGUAUCCGAGCAGCUGGCGCUUAAAGGAUACGUUGCAAUAUGCUGAGGGAUCUGCUGUGGGCUACAUCUAAACAUGAUGUUUAUCUUAUGCAAAACCAUUCUGUCAUGCACUGGUCUGCUUUACGUAAGAGAGGCAAAGAAGUGCUUAAUGUGGCAAGACCAAUUAUACCUACAACGAAAUGCCUCCGAUCGCUUCCUCAACCCUUGUCUAGGGUACAAAUUAGCACGAUGUGUGUGAAGAAUAAUCUUUUGGUAGCUGGUGGUUUUAAUGGGGAGCUCAUCUGCAAGUACUUAAAUCAGCAGGAAGUGGCAUUUAGUACAAAAUUAACGACGGAGGAAAAUGCUAUCACUAAUUCCAUAGAUAUGUUUCAAAGCCCUAGUGGUUCAAACUGGGUGGUAACUGGCAACAAUGAUGCUCAAGUCAGAGUUUUUGAUGCUGCAAACUUUGUUUGCUUCAACCGUUUUUGUUUCCCAUGGUCUGUGAAUAACACCUCGGUUAGUCCAGAUGGCAAGUUAAUGGCUGUCCUUGGUGACAAUGCAGACUGCUUGGUUUCUGAUUCUCACACAGGGAAAGUCGUUGGUACCCUCAAAGGGCAUGUUGAUUAUUCAUUUGCUUCAGCUUGGCAUCCUGAUGGACAAAUCUUGGCCACUGGAAAUCAGGACACAACAUGCAGACUCUGGGAUAUCCGAAACAUGUCUCAGUCCUUUGCAACACUUAAGGGAAGAAUGGGUGCUAUAAGAGCAUUGAAAUUCACCUCAGAUGGCCGGUUUAUGGCCAUGGCUGAGCCAGCCGACUUCGUUCAUAUCUUCGAUACACAAUCUGGUUUUGAGAAGGCGCAAGAAAUUGAUUUGUUUGGAGAGAUUGCCGGAAUUUCCUUCAGCCCCGACACUGAAGCAUUGUUUGUUGGGGUUGCUGAUCGGGCUUAUGGUAGUGUGUUAGAGUUCAAUAGAAAACAUUAUAGCAGAGGAUACUUGGAGGCCAUGUUUUAGGGAAUGUGCCUCUUGCAAGUGUCUGCCAGAAGACCUGUUGUUUCCAAGAGUGAGGAUGUGAGAUGCAGAUAGUUGGACAUAAUAGUUGAAGCUUUUCUUUUUGUGCAAUUUGCAGUUUGGAGGCAUUAUUUUUUUGGGCUGAUGCCGGUGCCUUGUAAGUUGUAGUCAUAUAGUUCAGUUUUCGGCUGGUUUUUGUUACAAUCGGUUUUUCGUCUUUUUUUUUUUGUGCCUUGCUCGAUUGUGGAAGGAGUGUGUUUUGUUAGGUCUGUUCUGAUUGUAGGUGGGAAAUUAUCUUGUUUAUAUUUGUGCUUCUAGUUUCUGAUCGCAUGAGAAAAUGUAAAAAAUAUCUUGUUCUUGGGGGAUGUUUUUUCAAUAGAUACUUUGUAUAUCAAAAAAUUUCAAUGUGAGAUUGUGUAAAUGGUGGUUGAAAUCA